UUCCCGUUGUCACAGUCGCUUUUUCUGUCGGGAAAAGUUGAUUUAAGUUAAUAAGAAAAAAAAAAUUAUUACAUUUUUUUUCUCUAAAAAACCCCUUGUGUCUUAAAUCGCUGUAUUUCUCUUCUCCCGAAUACAAAUCAAUUAACAAAUUUUAAUAAAAAUUUGUCACUUUACCCUUGUGAACAAUUUCAAAUCCUAAAAAAAAAAACAGCAACACAAAAUCUUUUGCUGCACUUGCAUAAAUUUUGUUUUCUUUUUAUUAUUUUUUCUUGCUUCCUUGAUCCAAAGUAUAGUUCAUUUUUCAUGCCGCGAUGGGCGUGCGGAGUAUGUGAAUUAAAAUAAGAAAAAAUAAAACAAAAAAGAGACGAAAAAAAAAAAAGUUUCUACUUUCUCAGAUUGAAAAAAAAGUAUUUAAAAAAAAAAUAUCAAAGAGUUGAAUAAUUAUCUAAACUCAAACUGUAUCCAAAUUAUUGUGAGCGUUUCAUUUUUUGUUUCUCGUUUUUUAAUUUUCUUGUGAGAAACCAAUCCAACUGGGCACCAAAAAAUAAUAAAAAAAAUGAAAGCCCAUGGAAAUUGAAGCAGAACCUUCUUCAUCCUCCUCACCAUCUUCUUCGUCAUCCAUCAAUUCAACUGUUUUUCAUUUAUCAUAGCCAUUAGAAGACUUUCAAGUCUCAUUCUGAAGCCUCCAAAAAGGUAUCCAUUAUCCAAACGAAACACCUAAAUCAGGAAAAAUUCUAUGAAUUUCAUGAAAAACAACAACAACAACAAAUGCAGCGCGACACCAGAACACACUGACUUGAUAAAUCACCUUACUAUAGUGACCCUCACUGUGUAAAUAAAAUAUACUUAAAAUUAGUUUCCCAUUUCUUGUCAUUAAUAUGAAUCGUAUUCAUAAAGAGGGAAUCUAUCGUUGAGAUUACGCAGAAGACCGCAGCACCGUGACACUCUUGUGUCCGGUGAAUGUGUGUAAGAGCCCAAGUUGCUACUGUGGAUUAUAAAGGAAUAAUCUUUAACUGAACCAGAAAGAAAAUAAAAAAUAAAAAAAAAGAAAAUAGUAAAGGAGUUCAAUAAAAUAACAAACAUACAAAACUCAUAUUAGUGAUCGGCACUUGUGCGAGUUUUAUUGAAACGUGCUCUAUGAGAAAUGUCGCAAGGCGGCUCAUCAGGAAAUUCAGGGGUUGACAAUAGCAACACACAAGGAGAGUAUCGGGAAUAUCAUUGGGCUUAUUCCGUAAUGGAUUCUUCAAGAGUAUCGACAUGUCUCAUUUCGAUGCUUUUGAUUGUUUAUGGUAGCUUUCGUAGUUUGAAUAUUGAACAAGAAGCUCGUGAGCGUCAGGAGAAGAAACGUAAUGAGUCCAUGACAAAUUUACUUACUGGUGAACCCAUAGAAAAUGAGCCAAGUAAGUUUGCAACCUUAGACACAAUGCAUGCUUUGUGUCUGCCACUGGGAGCAUCGGUGUCAUUGCUUGUGAUGUUUUUCUUUUUUGACUCCAUGCAGCUGUUGUUUGCCGUGUGUACAGCAAUUAUAGCAACUGUUGCUCUGGCAUUUCUUCUUUUACCUAUGUGUCAAUACAUAAUUCGUCCUUGUUCGGAUGGCAAUCGCAUAUCAUUCGGAAUAUGCGGUCGAUUUACCGCAGCUGAACUUUUUAGUUUUACACUAUCCGUUUCAAUAGUUUGUAUUUGGGUGCUCACCGGUCAUUGGCUACUUAUGGAUGCAAUGGGAAUGGGCUUGUGUGUUGCAUUUAUUGCAUUCGUACGACUGCCAAGUCUAAAAGUGUCAACUUUACUUCUAACUGGCCUACUCAUAUAUGAUGUCUUCUGGGUGUUUUUCUCAUCGUACAUUUUCAGUACGAAUGUUAUGGUUAAAGUAGCUACACGACCUGCUGAAAAUCCUGUUGGAAUUGUUGCGCGCAAAUUGAAUUUAGGUGGAAUUGUAAAGGAACCGCCCAAACUUAAUCUUCCCGGGAAAUUAGUAUUCCCCAGCAUACAUAAUAGUGGUCAUUUUUCAAUGCUGGGACUGGGAGAUAUUGUGAUGCCGGGACUUUUAUUAUGCUUUGUGUUGCGCUAUGAUGCGUAUAAAAAAUCUCAAGGAGUUACAUCUGAUCCAACACUGGCACCACCAAGAGGAAUGGGCUCGAAACUAACGUAUUUUCAUUGUUCCUUAUUAGGAUAUUUCUUAGGAUUACUCACAGCUACUGUGAGCUCUGAAGUGUUUAAGGCAGCUCAACCUGCUCUAUUGUACCUUGUACCAUUUACUUUAUUGCCCUUGCUCACAAUGGCUUAUUUAAAGGGUGACUUACGGCGGAUGUGGAGUGAACCAUUUAUAACGCAUCAACCAUCAAAACAACUGGAAGUCUGAGUGUUUUUUUUUAAUUUAUUUAAAACAGAAAAAAAUAAAAAUAUUCUUAAUAUAUAAUUUUGUUCUUAAGUGGUUCGAUAAUAGAUUUUUUAUAAAAAAAACAAAAAAAUAUAACUGUAAUAUGUAUCGACAAUGAUUUUAUUGUUGUAACUAUAAUUACUAACUAAAAGUAAAGUAAUUGCUAUUUUGUAUGAUUAAAACCAGAAAGAAACAAAUACUAUUUAUAAGAGAUUUUUUUUUCAUU
Messenger RNA from Episyrphus balteatus (marmalade hoverfly), 2603 nucleotides. RefSeq names its product signal peptide peptidase-like 3 (gene SppL). The transcript has 7 exons. Bases 1145 to 2359 code for a protein of 404 amino acids. Gene Ontology annotation, cellular component: cytoplasmic side of endoplasmic reticulum membrane; lumenal side of endoplasmic reticulum membrane; Golgi-associated vesicle membrane. Gene Ontology annotation, molecular function: aspartic endopeptidase activity, intramembrane cleaving. Gene Ontology annotation, biological process: membrane protein proteolysis. NCBI's taxonomy places the organism in Eukaryota, Metazoa, Arthropoda, Insecta, Diptera, Syrphidae. The record is from RefSeq and is a predicted model, not a curated record.